Erythranthe guttata (spotted monkey flower) is the source of this 763-nucleotide messenger RNA. RefSeq names its product abscisic stress-ripening protein 3. Lineage: Eukaryota; Viridiplantae; Streptophyta; Magnoliopsida; Lamiales; Phrymaceae. The record is from RefSeq and is a predicted model, not a curated record.
CAUAAACAUGAAUUAUAAACUAUGAUGCUUACAUAAUCAUACGAUAUCAUGAUUACGUACAAUUUAUGCUUCUCACGACCAUAAAAAAAAUAUUUAUAAAUAAAUAAAGGCAUGUCUUUGCUUAUAAAUAGGCAAAACCAAAUGCAGAUUUGUAUACCACAAUACAAAAUUUGCUUAACUAGUAAAUAGAGAGUAUAAAUUAUAAUAUAAUUAAUUAAAUAGUUAUCGCCAUGGCCGAAGAGAUUAAGCAGCGUUUUUUCAACCACAAGAAAGAAGAAGAAAAAGACGUCAAAGUCGAAGUCGACGUCGAUGUCAAUGUCGAAGUCGAAGUCGAAGUCGAAGCAGAAGAAGAAGUGCAUGAUUAUGAUAAAGAACGAAAGCAUCACAAGCAUCUACAGCAAUUGACCGGCCUAGGCGCCAUGGCUGCCGGUGCCUAUGCCUUGCAUGAGAAACACAAGGCGAAAAAGGACCCGGAGAAUGCACACAAACACAAAGUGAAGGAACAUAUAGCGGCGGUUGUGGCGGUUGGAGUUGGUGGGAUUGCGUUUCACGAGGGUCACGAGAAGAAGGAUGCUAAGAAGAAAUCUAAAGAAUGUACUUCUUAAUUAACUACUUUAAUUUAUCCCUAAUUAUAUUGCGUUUUAUAUUUUUAUUGCAUUGCAUAUGCAUCUUGAUAAAUUGUGUUGUUUCCUUUUUUCAUGUCUUAUGUUAUGUGAUUGUAAGGCUAAAGUUGCCUAUGUGUUAUGUGUGACCUUUAAAUAAU